Molecule: messenger RNA, 2149 nt
Organism: Porites lobata
Lineage: Eukaryota; Metazoa; Cnidaria; Anthozoa; Scleractinia; Poritidae
Source: the annotation of a GenBank genome assembly
AUGGCCGAUAGUUCUAGCCCCAAAAUUGCCAGAAGGUUGGGAUCCGUUAUAAAGUUGAAGCCAGAAUUGUAUGAAAAAUAUAAGGAGCUUCACGCCGCUGUAUGGCCAGAUGUAAGCUAUUUGUAAUUGUAAGUUCACAAAAAUCUCCAGUCUUAAUAAUUAACAAGGUGACGAUUUGUUUUUUUCAGGUGCUUAAGAGAAUUUAUGACAGCAAUAUACGAAACUAUACAAUUUACUACGACAAAUACCAUCACUUGCUGUUUUCUCAUAUGGAAUACGUAGGUAAGUGUUUGAAAUUAUCAGUCAAUCAAUCAAUCAACCAAUCAAUGAAUAGAUAAUUUAAAUCAGUCAAUCAAUCAAUCAAUCGAUUAAUUAAUCAAUCAAUCAGUCAGCUCAUGUUUCUGUCACCCAACUAUUCAAUCAGUACUUGUAUCCACAUCCUUAAACUCUGAUGUUCAGACAAGGUUUAAGUCCUUAAAGUAAAGACCACAUGACUUGUUGUCUGUAAGUGUGUAUUUAACACUCAAGUAAGGUAAUGGCUCAGUUAAUUCCAAGCAUGCCCAUCCCCCCGGGCAUUUGUCAUCUUUUAGGUUGUGGUGGUGGGGAUUUGUCAGAAAACCUCUACCUGGGGUGGGGUAUUUGUCAAUUGUUCUAGAAGUUGUUAACGUUGUUCCUUUUUCAAUAUUUCACUAAAAAUAUACCUAUUUUAGAUAGCUUUAUAAAGAAUAUUUUUAAUACUUAUGUUUUAAAAAGGUAUAUGUGGUUUUUGCUCUGUUGCUUCCCUACCCAACAGUAUUUUUUCCAUCUGUCUAAGAAAUUGCCUCUCGCCAUUGUGAUCAGCGCGCAAAUGGAGAAAAAACAAUCAAUGUUUUGUUUGUUAAUCAUUUGAAAAUAAGAAAGUUGUUAUUAAAAUUCCAACUUAUAGUUCUGUCAUUGAGGUUAAUCAGUUCAAUUUGGUCUUUUUUGCAAUAAUUAUAACUAGCGGCUUGGAGUGAUUUGCAUAGGGUGCUUCACAAUGACAAAUGGGCGACAAAUGCUCGUGGGGAAGGGCAGCGGGGGUGUGGAUGGUCACUCUUGGAAUUGACUGAGCUUUAAAAGGUAAGGUAAUGGUGCACACAGGCCAAAGGCCCAAAUGGCCAGUGGUUAUCGUGGUUUCCUUAGCAUGAAGCAUGCCUAGGAGCAUUGCUACUUCCCCCUGGACGGGAUGCUAGUCCAUUGAGGGUUACCCCUCAGUAGUUUGUCGCUAGUAUCCAUUUUUACACGUGGGUGUAGUGUGACAAACAAUGUGACGGGCGACGCUUGAACCCCAGACCUCCAGAUCCGGAGUUGGAGGUGUUAACCGCUCAACCACUCACCCCUCUACUUAAGUAAGUGAGUGUGAUAGUGGAAAUGUUGAAAAUCUUGAAAAUCUCUGCAUGACAGUAAAAACAUUCAAUUAUACUUUCAUUUUAUUGGUCAAUCAUUCAGACAAUCAAUCAACCAAUUUUUCAAUCAAUCAGUCAACUAUUAAUCACAAUACAGUCAAACCUCCUGUAAGUGACCACUCAAAAUGCUGCAGCUGGUGACAUAUGGGAGGUGGUCACUUGCAACACUUGAAAAACAAGGGGUCUCUUAAGGCUAGUAUCUCUGAUGAAUUACACAUACAAUAUCACACAUAAAAAACUUAUUAACAUAAAAACACAAACUGGUGGUAAUAGUAAACAUCUAAUUUAUGAAACUAUGGGAAAAAAUUAAACAUCCACUAGUGGCUCUCCUAAAAGAAUCAGGAAGCAAGUUCCAAUAUCUCGCUGCAGCAUAUCUAACUAAGACCAUUAUGUAGUUGUUUUGGGUUUUGACAAGACUAGCACAUUCGUACCUCUUAAGCCAUAGUCAGAUGUUCUAAACUGAAACUCUUUAAGUAUGAUAGUUGGUAAAGUUGAUGCAUUUGUGAUGAUCCUUUAUCUUAGGAGAUGACCUUGACAAAGAUAUGGCAGCUAUAGGAAAUGACCCUGUGACCAGGGAGUGGUGGAAGGUUUGCGAACCUUGUCAGGAGUCGUUAGAAUGGACAGGUCCCCCACCAAGUGAGGGUGGACAGGGUGGUAACUGGUGGGCACCCAUCGAAGAAGUGUUCCACGAUGGCCAUCCUGCAACACAGUAUAAAGAAAACUAG